AUGCUAAACCUACGAGACACUCGCCCAGCCCGUUUGUUUUCUGGGAAACCCAUCGAGCUCGUUGCAGUCCCUUCGGGGAAUGAAGAAAGACCACCCGGAGAAUGGGCCAAACACGUCAAGAAGCUCGAUUACACCGUGGCUAAGCAAGGUGUCACCCUAAAGACUGAAGCCCUAGUGACCCUCGACAAAAUGGAGGCUAAGCGAGAGCUCAUGGUGCGGACCAACAAACCGUACCUGCCGAGCUCACUUGAGCACAGCAUUGGCGAGAGUGCUAGGAAAGUUGAAGCCGCCCUUGGUUACAUUGUUGGGGACCUCUCAAGCCCACCCUGCAGUUCCUGCGAACGCGGGUUAGGCCCGUUCCCACAUUGUGUGCGGGUUUAUGACUGCCAAAACGUGACGGCCUGUACGAACUGCCACUGGAGCGGGGAUUUAAACCGCUGCCAGUACUACGAUCAAACGGACCACACACACCAAACCGAUCCCGCUGGAUACAAUACCAAACUUAAGGGGAUUCUGAGUGACGCAGAAAUCUCCCUUACUUUGGCAGAGAAGGCCUUUCGCGGGAAUCAUGAGAUCGCUUUCCACGCACGACAAAGUCGUGAUGCUGUGCACGGUAUGAACGCAGCUGCUGCCAUACGGAACGAUCAACGCGUUGCUGACGAGUACGGGGUCAGCAAUGAGCACGCCCAACAAGUCGCGGUGAAAGUUAAAGAUGUCAACCUUGAUUUGUAUCAGCUUGUGGACCGGUUGAAGAAGGUGACCAUGGCGGUGGAAAAGCUUGUUAAGGAGGAAGCAGAUGCCAACCUUGGAAGCGCGAGUAUUAACUAA
Molecule: messenger RNA, 828 nt
Organism: Penicillium griseofulvum
Lineage: Eukaryota; Fungi; Ascomycota; Eurotiomycetes; Eurotiales; Aspergillaceae
Product: DUF3716 domain-containing protein
Exons: 2
Coding region: 1-828 (275 amino acids)
Source: RefSeq, a predicted model, not a curated record